CUCUCUUUCUCAACUUAUCAGAGAGUGGGGAAGAAAGAGAUGGCUGGGCACAAGAUUGCACAUGCAACCUUGAAAGGUCCAAGUGUUGUGAAGGAGUUAAUUAUCGGUCUCGCGCUAGGGAUAGCUGCUGGUGGGAUGUGGAAGAUGCACCACUGGAACGAGCAGAGGAAGACUAGAGCAUUCUAUGAUUUGCUUGAGAAGGACGAGAUUAGUGUUGUUGUUGCAGAGUAGUAGUAUUAGAGAGAGAGAUAUUCUACUCCCAACACUAAAUAUUUUGAUGAUGACGAUCACCUACAAACUUUAGCAUUUGUUAUUAGUUUCAAAACCUAUCAUCAUUAAUAUAUGAUGAUGCUUUCUAGU
Messenger RNA from Brassica rapa (field mustard), 360 nucleotides. RefSeq names its product probable cytochrome c oxidase subunit 5C-1. NCBI's taxonomy places the organism in Eukaryota, Viridiplantae, Streptophyta, Magnoliopsida, Brassicales, Brassicaceae. The record is from RefSeq and is a predicted model, not a curated record.